Anopheles marshallii is the source of this 645-nucleotide messenger RNA. RefSeq names its product protein FAM107B. Lineage: Eukaryota; Metazoa; Arthropoda; Insecta; Diptera; Culicidae. The record is from RefSeq and is a predicted model, not a curated record.
AUGAAGAGGGCGCCUCGCCUAGAAGUGAAAGCUGGAAUCACGCUACCAAACACCCAAUCAACCGCUACGGAUCCACGUUCUGCGAAUCUACGGGAACGGGAAGAUGAAACAAACCUAGACGAUAGGAUCGUCCCAACCGGCAACAGUAUACACGCGAGUCAAAUUCAUCAGCAACGUCGUGCAUCGUCGGUUGAUCCGCUCACCUCAGCCAACAGUUCUGGACCAGGUGCGGGAAUGAUGCGCCCGAUAAGCUCAAACCAAAGCGUCAUGACGGACGCACAGGGACUGAUCGUACCAAAGAAGCUGGUCAACCCGGUACUCGAGUCGAUCGAUCGGCAAAAUCUGCACCGCGAGAUGAUGUUCAAUCAGAAGAUCGGGAAGAGCGUACUGAACCAGAAGUCGGAACUGCAGCGAGCGCUCGAGAAGCAAAAGGAGCGCCAAGUGCUGGCAGCCCAGAAUCUCGCCAAACAAACGGAGCAAACGAUUGCGAGCGAGCUAGGGCGCGUUAUUAUGCAGCGAGCCCAACGGUUGGAGCAACAGAAGGGUGGGAGCGGGACGGGUCCGACCGAUCCGACCGGUGGUUCCAUCAAUCCGGAGUAUUUAAAUGCACGCGCCAAGCUGCGGGCCACGGUCGAUACGAAAUGA